Molecule: messenger RNA, 489 nt
Organism: Aspergillus ochraceoroseus IBT 24754
Lineage: Eukaryota; Fungi; Ascomycota; Eurotiomycetes; Eurotiales; Aspergillaceae
Exons: 5
Coding region: 1-489 (162 amino acids)
Source: RefSeq, a predicted model, not a curated record
AUGUUCAGUGAUUAUUUGGAGACUUUCUCACGACCUUGCCCUUCAGUUUGUUACCUUCCUAGGCAGAAAAAGGUAUUCAAUGGAUUUGUGAUUGUCAAUCGGGCAACCCUUAGUUCAAUCGGGGAAUUUCCCAAGGUUCGACUUCAGGUUGAGUCCAAUAACUGGUGCCUACGCGAGGCAAUGAACCCUGGAUUUGCCCUGGACUGUGUUCUUCAGGGGCAGCCACAGGGCAUAGACAGGAAUGGGGGAUUAACACAGCCUCGCAUUCUGCAGAAAUACUCUGUCCGUGAACAGUCAACGUACUUUUCAAAGCAGCUAAGUUUUGUCCCUGAGGCUUAUUGUCUUCGCUUUCACUGGAUGUCCACAAAGGGAUCCCGUAAACCCAGGGGCUACGCAUUGCUAGUGAAUACUUCUCAAGGUUCGAUCGCCCGUCACUCGUCAAAUAUUCCGGAGGGCCAGGAUACUGUAACCGGGCAAUUAGGAGGUUGA